GAGCUAUUUGUUUCUUGCGUAGACUAAGCUUGGUGGCGGAUUCUACAAACCAUAGCUUUUGACAAAGCAUAACCAAGCUGUUCCUUUGCUUUAACGCUUUUCUCCCUUCACUGACAACCCAAAGUCCUCUCUCAAUCUCUUCACCCUUUUUUUUUUCUUUUGAAUUUAUUUUUCUAGCUCAUAUAUCUAUCAAAUCACACCACUUGUGACUAAGAGAGUUAAGAGAGCGUAACAGAAACGAGAGAGGGUAAGAGAUAUGUCAGGCAUUGCAACUGCUGCUUGUCCUUCAGGUUUUCUGUUUAGAAACAGAGAAGUAGGAAGCAAUAAUGGAGCUUCUCUGGGUCAGCACGAUGGGCUUAGAGCUGUGGAGAGCGUGCGGUUAGCUCCAACUGGCACUAAACCCAACAGGUUCAUUUCUAGUUCAGCUCCAAAAUGCAGAACAAUCAGGGCUGUGGCGUCGCCAACAGUCUCAGCUCCCAAAAGAGAAAAAGAUCCCAAAAAACGAAUAGUUAUAACAGGAAUGGGGCUUGUCUCGGUUUUUGGCAGUGAUAUUGAUAACUUCUAUAACAAACUUCUUGAGGGAGAGAGUGGUAUAUCCGAAAUUGAUAGGUUUGAUGCUUCGACUUAUUCCGUUCGGUUUGGGGGUCAAGUUCGUGAUUUUUCUUCCGAAGGCUACAUUGAUGGGAAGAAUGAUCGCCGUCUUGAUGAUUGCUGGAGGUACUGCUUAGUUGCCGGAAAAAGGGCCCUCGAGGAUGCCAACCUUGGGUCUCAAGUCCUUGGGAAAAUGGACAGAACUAGAAUUGGGGUGCUGGUGGGUACAGGCAUGGGAGGCCUGACAGUUUUCAGCAAUGGAGUGGAAGCUCUUAUUCAAAAAGGAUACAAGAAGAUCACUCCUUUUUUUAUCCCUUACUCUAUCACCAACAUGGGAUCCGCCUUAUUGGCUAUAGACACUGGCCUAAUGGGACCUAAUUAUUCGAUUUCAACUGCUUGUGCAACUGCAAAUUACUGCUUUUAUGCAGCUGCAAAUCACAUCCGAAGAGGGGAAGCUGAAAUCAUGGUUGCUGGUGGGACUGAGGCCGCUCUCAUUCCAACUGGGAUUGGUGGGUUUAUAGCUUGUCGGGCAUUAUCCCAGAGAAAUAAUGAACCCAAGAAGGCUUCAAGACCCUGGGACAAAGAUCGUGAUGGUUUUGUUAUGGGAGAAGGCUCUGGUGUACUGAUUAUGGAGAGCUUGGAGCAUGCUAUGAAAAGAGGAGCUAACAUUAUUGCAGAAUACUUGGGAGGUGCUGUAACUUGCGAUGCUCAUCAUAUGACCGACCCACGUUCUGAUGGUCUUGGAGUUUCAUCUUGCAUAACCAAAAGUUUAGAUGACGCUGGAGUUUCCCCUGAAGAGGUGAACUAUGUUAAUGCUCACGCAACAUCAACGCUGGCGGGAGAUUUGGCUGAGGUUAAUGCAAUCAAAAAGGUCUUUAAGGACACUUCUGAGAUAAAGAUGAAUGGGACAAAGUCAAUGAUUGGACAUGGCCUUGGAGCUGCUGGUGGAUUGGAAGCCAUAGCAACCAUAAAAGCAAUCACAACCGGCUGGCUGCAUCCUACGAUUAAUCAAGACGUAUUCACCACAACCCUUGUUUGUAUAUAA
Messenger RNA from Theobroma umbraticum, 1636 nucleotides. RefSeq names its product 3-oxoacyl-[acyl-carrier-protein] synthase I, chloroplastic-like. The record is from RefSeq and is a predicted model, not a curated record. Gene Ontology annotation, molecular function: 3-oxoacyl-[acyl-carrier-protein] synthase activity. Gene Ontology annotation, biological process: fatty acid biosynthetic process. Gene Ontology annotation, cellular component: mitochondrion. NCBI's taxonomy places the organism in Eukaryota, Viridiplantae, Streptophyta, Magnoliopsida, Malvales, Malvaceae.